This is a messenger RNA of Acanthochromis polyacanthus (spiny chromis), 2944 nucleotides long. It is a transcript of the gene plekhh3, whose product is annotated as pleckstrin homology, MyTH4 and FERM domain containing H3. Gene Ontology annotation, cellular component: cytoskeleton. Gene Ontology annotation, biological process: signal transduction. Lineage: Eukaryota; Metazoa; Chordata; Actinopteri; Pomacentridae. The transcript has 13 exons. Bases 540 to 2891 code for a protein of 783 amino acids. The record is from RefSeq and is a predicted model, not a curated record.
AGCACGCUUUUGUUCAAACUCAGAAGUCAGGGAGAGAGUCGGCUCCGUGCAGAGGUGCGCUUUCACGGCUCUCACCAGACAUAUAGGAAACCUCAGCAGAGUCGCUCCGGGCAACCGCGCUCAUCUGGGUGUACUUUCGACCCUCAGUACCACGCUGGGAUACUAAAUCACUUCUUUUUUAUUAUUGCCCUUCAUUCGUGUGAAGUUUAAUCAGGGACAGUAAGGUGUCGCGGACGAAGCAGCUGGAAGCGUGGGGAAGGAUUUUUCUUACACCUCUCUUCUCUUGUCGGUUGAUUCUGGAGUUGUGACUGGUGCCAUGUACACUUCCUAGUUGCUUUUAACAGAAAGGAGAGGGUAAAGCUCAUGCUACUCACCGUUCUCCUCCUCCUCCUCCUGGCUGGAUCUCUAUGGAGAGGGUAUGCUGAGAGAGGUAUGCGCUCACGCAGCUCUUGGAGUUACUUCGCGGCCGAGGCAGCACCGUGAAUGAUAAAUUUCACCGACCUGGAGAGCAGAAGAAGACACACUUAAUCUCAUUUUGAAUGCCUUUGCAAGGAGUUUGCUGGUUUCUGUGCUGCAGGCAGGGCUUCAGUUUGCUCGGACGGGACUAUGGGGAGAAAGAGGAGGAAGAGUCUUUUGAAUUGCGCAACAAGGAGGACUUGACUCCCAAUGGACGGACUCCAGCUGAGGUGACUGUUUCUCAGCCAACUCGCACAGCCAAUGGAACAAAUGGGCACACUGUCCCAGAGGCGCCUGACGAGAUGAAGAGUCUGAUCAUUGAGAAGAAUAAGAUGGGCCUGGAGGAAGAGCCUGAGCUGCUGGUGAAAGGUUGGCUCUUACGGGAGGUGCGAGGGAACUGGAUCAAGCAGCGUCGGUACUGGUUUGUGCUGAGCCAGGACUCCCUCGACUACUACAGUGGACCGGAGAAAGGCGCCCGCCGACUGGGCACGCUGGUCCUCACCAACCUCUGCUCCGUCAUCUGGCCAGACAAGCAGACGUACAAGGAGACAGGUUACUGGAGCAUUACAGUUUAUGGGCGGAAACACUGCUACAGGCUGUACACCAAGCACUUCAAUGAGGCUGUGCACUGGGCUUGUGCCAUCCAGAAAAUAAUUGAUACCAAAUCGCCCGUGGAAACACCAACACAGCUCCUGAUCCGAGACAUCGAGGAGAACAAGUUCAACCCCGAGGUAGUGGAACACAUCUACCAGCACAAUCCCAUCCUGAAAUACACCCAGGGGCCCCUGUACGCUCCUCUUCUGCCCUUCCCCUACGGCAGUUUGGAGCACACAUACCACAGUGGGAAAGGCUACGGCUCUGUGCGUGAGGAGGCCGUGAAGCUCUUCAACUGCCUCCAGCAGCUGGAAUCGGCACGAGAGCCGGUUCCCAUCAUCCAGGGCGUGCUGCAGACCUGCCUGGACCUGCGCCCCCUCCGCGACGAGGUCUACUGCCAGCUGGUGAAGCAGACCAGCUACACACCUUCACCGUACACUGCUGCACAUCUCCGUUACUGGCAGCUGCUCACCUGCAUGAGCUGCACCUUCCUGCCUGGGUCCACCGUGCUCAAGUACCUGCGAUUCCACCUCAAGAGGAUCCAGAGCCAAAGUCCAGAGUCGGAGAUGGAUAACUACGCGUCAUUCAUCAGCGAGGCUCUGGAGAAGACCAAGUGUCGGGAGUGUGUGCCAUCCUGGGAGGAAAUCCAGAUGCUGAUGAGCCGACAGGAGAUGCUGUGCACGGUGCACUAUCCUGGCCCUGGAUCCUGCCAGCUUUACAUCAGCUCUCACACCACUGCCAAUGAGGUGGUUCGGAGGAUGCAAGAGAAGCUCGGCCUACAAGAGAGCAAUAACACAUUUGCACUGUAUGAGCAGAAUGCACUAUGGGAGCAGCCGGUCACAGGGAGCGCUCUGAUCGCAGACGUCCUGACCAGCUUCACCACCAAAGAGUCCGAGUCUAAAUCCCAAUGGAAGCUGUGUUUCAAGCUCUACUGCCUGUUGGAUGCCGACAGCAUAUCAGUGGACAGCAUAGAGUAUUUCUUCCUCUUUGAGCAGUGCCAUGAGAUGGUGGUUCGUGGUCAGCUGCCGGCCUGUGAAGAGGACCUGCAAGCGUUAGCGGCCCUGAGGCUUCAGUGCUUGAUGGGUGACUUCAGCACGCACGCCCCAUGCCCGCCUCUGGAUGAGCUUUUCCCAGGUCACAUGCUUGAAACUCGGGUUCUGAUGUCUCUUGCUGCCCCACAAGCUAUGCCUCCUUGUCAGGUGGCAGCCCAGGGGUGCCCCACCACACAGCGUUUUCCUACGGGCCUCCUGGCCGGGACGCUGUGGAGCCACACAGCUACAGCAGCACACAAGCAAAAGGUGGAGCAGGACAUGCGUCUCCGGAGCCGGCUGAAAGAAGAGGCAGCAGCCGUCAUGGGAUCCAUCUUAGAUCGAUGGAAAGGUCUGGCCGGCUACAGCCACAGGGACAGUAUGGCUGCCUACCUCACAAUUGCACGCCAGUGGUCGGGCUUUGGAUGCACUCUGUAUGAAGUCGACUUUUAUAUUAGUUCAACAGGGAGUUUUUCCCAGAAGCUGUGGCUGGGUGUAGCUGCUACAUCCGUUUCCCUGUACAAGCAGGGAGAAUCUGAGGCCUUGGAGUCCUUCCCUUAUGGCCAGAUUUGCUCUUACGGCGUAUCUGACAGCAACACCUUCAAGAUCACAGCUGGGGAUCGGGAUCUGCUAUUUGAAACCACCAAGCUGACUGAGAUCAUGCAGCUGAUGAAUGCGUAUUUCAGUGCCAUCCGUCGCCAGCGAGGAAAAGGGGAAGGUGCGGACAUCACCAUCACAGAAAGAACAGAGGUGGGCUUCCAUCAUCUGGUCUCGACGCCCACGCUCCUGGAGCUGCCCUCCCAUCCCGUUUGAAAGGAGGGACCCCCCCCCCCCCCACUACUAUCCUCCUCCACGUGCCCCCCCAC